AUAAUAUUGUAAUAAUUAUCAAGGUAAAAGUAGGUGAUUUGAAUUAUAGUGAAAAGUAAAGAUAUCACCGUUGAAAGUUAGUCAAUGGUAACUUAUGGUUAUCAAGUAUGGGUAUAAUAACAAUCAGCUUGAUAAAUUGUUUAAACUGUGAAUACUCAAAGUAAAGUGGUUUGUUUUGAUUAUCUAAUUGCUUGCUGCCCUGAAGGUUAAUUGAGCUCUUUUGCUCUCCAAACCUUGGCCGGAUUUGUUGAGGAUUUAUUGACAACUUGUUAAUGUUGAUUGUGACCACAAUAAUUUUUAAUAACAGUAAAACUUAUUUACACUAUUAAGCAAAGAGGAGUUUACUUAAUAAAUCAGCGUAAUCGCUUUUAAUUUUUGACUCUGAUUGCUUUAGCUUUUGAUGAUUUUUAAUUUGGAUAACAACUUGGACAAGGAUUUUUGACUUUCUUUUAACAAACUUAUUCAGCCAUUUUUUGUUCAAUUUCAUUCUUAUCCAAAAGGUUUUAACAACGACAACCUCUUAUCAUCUAUAUGUAUAAUAUAAUAACUUAUUAAAAUUAUUAUUUGUCAUCUUUAAUUCACGUGAUUUAUUCCAAUUCAUAUUGAUCACCAAUUUUGUUAUAAAAUCAUUAAUGAUCAACCUUUAAUCGGACGCACAAGGAAUAUUUUUAUUCAUUGUUUUCUUCCCUUUUAUUGAUCUGAGUUUAUUCCUGACUUCAACUCAUGAUGUUUCCAUCCAAAGGAACUAAAUUUUUUAUAUUAAUCAUUCUAUCAACUCUUAUUUUAGUUGACUGCCAAAGAAAUAAUCGCGGCCAGUCCCGUCGCAUUAAUCGAUUUAAGAAAGCCACUGAGUCCAGUUCAACAUCAACACCAUCAACAAACUCAUCAACAUCACCAAAAACAUUAAAUGUUACAUCUGAGAAAUCUGGUGAAAUAGAAUCAAUUGAAAGUGAUUUAACCUCAACCAAUGCUUCAUUGAUCACCUCGAGCAAUGGUAAUGGCAAUGGUUCUGAAAGUAAAGGAUGGAAUGCUAAACUUGGAUUCUGUCGAGAAAUCGUCAGUCAAUAUGGAAACGAUAUAAGAAGUGUUUUGCUUGUUGGUAAUUUUGCCUUCCCAACUAGUCGAGAAGCAAUUGAUGCUCAUUGCGCACUUGGAGAUCGAGUAUAUAAAGCUUUACGUAAAUUUUCAACCAGUUGCUUAACUUCAUUGCCUCGUCAAUUGUUUUCAAUAUUUUUAAGAGGACUUCGUAAAUUGAUUAAAAAUGUUUGCCAUGCAUCGAAGGAAAAAGAAAGAGCGAUUGAAAUCCUUAAAUGUACAACUGAUGCAAGUUUACCUGGUUGGAAUGUGUGUUUGAACGUGGCUAAUCGACAAUUUGAAUCGACGGCAAUCAAUUCAACGGAUGCACAAUUAUUUGGAGAUUUAUGCUGCAUGUACAAUCAACUGGAAAAUUGUGUUCGAGCCAAUUUACAGAAGAGGCCCGAAUGUGCAUCAAAACCAUUUGAAGUGUCUAAAUUUUUCCAACAAAUGAUCGAUGCAACAUUAAAAGAUGUUAUGGACAUUGCUUGUACAAAAUAUGCCACUGAAGGUGAAUGUAUAAAAAAUAACGCUGAUGGUUUAAUUAGAUUAAAAGGUGCUGCUGAUGCUAACUUCGAGGUAAAUGAUAUAUUCUUGAUUGGUCCACUUCUCAAGAUUUUCCCUCGAUUGGCCAAUGAUUAAAAUAUCAACAUGUAAGGAUCACUGUUGGAUGAUCGGCGACCAACAUGUUUAAUAGCUUUCAUUAGUGAACAAAAUCAUCUCUUUUUUGAAUCAAAGUUCCAGUUUGAAAUAAUCAAAUUCAAUAUGUAAACGCCAUUGAGGCCUUCAAAAAUACUCCACAACUAUCUGAUAUCCAGAUUGUCUUAAACCAAAUUAAUAUAUUUCUCAUUCUCUCGACUUUGUGUUACUUUAUCUAUACCUGUUGUUUAAUUGAUAAAUAAUAAAAGAUGGUUAUCAACAAUAAA
Molecule: messenger RNA, 2000 nt
Organism: Tetranychus urticae (two-spotted spider mite)
Lineage: Eukaryota; Metazoa; Arthropoda; Arachnida; Trombidiformes; Tetranychidae
Source: RefSeq, a predicted model, not a curated record